Molecule: messenger RNA, 2696 nt
Organism: Stegostoma tigrinum
Lineage: Eukaryota; Metazoa; Chordata; Chondrichthyes; Orectolobiformes; Stegostomatidae
Gene: tnfrsf19
Product: tumor necrosis factor receptor superfamily, member 19
Exons: 10
Coding region: 312-1571 (419 amino acids)
Biological process (GO): positive regulation of JNK cascade; positive regulation of canonical NF-kappaB signal transduction
Cellular component (GO): plasma membrane
Molecular function (GO): protein binding; signaling receptor activity
Source: RefSeq, a predicted model, not a curated record
UUAGAUGAUGUCAUGGGAUCUGAAGAGGGAGAUGAAAGGGAUAGAGUAUAGCCACUGGCGCUGUGAACUGCUUCUCUCUCACACACACGCAGUGCAGAGCCGUCGUCGCUCCCAGCUUACUCCGAUCAACUCCCCAUCACACAGCUCAGGAAGCUCGCUCGCUUUUCCCUUUCGGAGGGCUAGAGGCGAGCUAAAAAGGAUCUGCAGCCGAGACAAAAGGAAAAACAAAAAGGGAAGCGACUUUCCAGUUUCUCCGUUGCUUGAUAAGAAAUCUGGGGUAGAUCUCAGUGGAGGAACCUUUUAUCGCAGGAAUGAGAGCCGGGAUAUCCCACAAACAGAAAUGCAUGUUGCAACACCUGCUGAUCGCUUUGUUGUGUCUGGUUCGCAAAGCUGCAGGCGAGACAGGAGACUGCCGGGAGCAGGAGUACAGAGAUCAAGCUGGAAACUGUGUGACCUGCAAACAGUGUGGCCCAGGGCAAGAACUCUCAAAGGAAUGUGGGUUUGGAUAUGGGGAUGAUGGACAGUGCGUGACCUGCAGGCCAAGCAGGUUCAAGGAAGACUGGGGAUUUCAAAAGUGCAAGCCAUGCCUGGACUGUGCUCUCGUAAACCGCAUCCAAAAGGCCAACUGCACUGCCACUGGUAAUGCUGUGUGUGGAGACUGCUUGUCAGGAUUUUACAGAAAGACCAAAUUAGGUGGUUUUCAAGAAAUGGAGUGCAUUCCAUGUGGUGACCCUCCUCCUCCUUAUGAGCCUCACUGUAGCACUAGAGUAAACCUGGUGAAGAUCCCAUCAACUGCCUCCAGCCCUCGUGAUACUGCAUUAGCAGCUGUGAUAUGCAGUGCUUUGGCAAUGGUUUUGCUGGCUCUCCUUAUUCUGUGCAUCAUCUACUGCAAGAAGCAAUUUAUGGAGAAAAAGCCCAGUUGGUCAAUGCGGCUGCAGGAUGCUCCAUUAAAUGGGGCGGAACUGUCUUCCUUUGACAGACAGAGGAUUAAUCUGAGCCCACAGAGAACCUGCACACACUGUCAACAAGGUCCAGCACUGGCUUAUGGGCCUGUUCACCUGGUUCCAUCUUGUUGUCUUGAUGAUGCCUGCAGUCUAGAGUACAGCAGCGAGAGUACCUAUCCUCCAUCUGAAUUGGCGAUUCGCAAAAGCAGGAAUUUGGAAUGCGGUGGCGAAAUGCUGUCCUCGCUCCUUGAUGUUUUUACACCAUCUUUUGGGAGUGACGCUUCAGAAGCCUGGCCUCUAAUACGAGACUCUGCCGGCAGUGAUACUGGCUGUUCCUGUGAAUCUCUUAACCCAUCAAACUCUGAGGCUUCCCCAGAGGAUGUUACUACUUUUAGCCCGCAGUUGGAUACUCCAAAUAACCUGCCUUCAGAAACGUGUCCAAGACAGGAAGAUCAGCCUGAGUCACUUUGUCUGCAGCCCUUUUCAGUGGAGAUAGGUGGAACUGUAGUAGGACUCAGAAAGCAAGAUGGUGCAGAAGAUCCAGGUGAUCCCCCUUCAUUAAACACUGGAGACAAAGCAGAGCAGGAAAGCAACACUCCAAAUGAAGAAAUUGAGAACUGUGUCUAGUACACAACUUGAUAGUGUCAGAGGAACGUCUCCCUUUUUAUCCUUCUCCAUUGACUGUUUCAACCUGAAGAUACAUUCUUGCUGAGGCCUGAAAUUUCAGGAUUAUAUGGUUUUCUCAGCCGAACUAUGGCAAAUUGUGUGCUAUAUCAAUUGGUCUGCAUUCGUCGCAGGCAGGAAUCAUAUCCAAGUGAAUAUGUGCUUCAUUUUAAACAGCAGUCUAUUUCUACCAGUUGUGAUUUGCUGUUUGCUUCUUUUUGUAUGAAACAUUUGACACCUUGUUUGAAGGUCGGGGGAGGAAGGCUUAUGACUGCAGUGCUGGUGAUGAAGAACUCUGUCAAAACGUCAUUGCGCUCAAACUGCUAAAGGAUUUCUGAAGAUAAAUGAUGAGGAAAUCCAUGGGUCACACCGCAAUCCGUGUGUUAAAGCUCUCACUGUGGUUGGCUCUUACAUGUGACAUGGUAGCAUUAACAAGUGUGCCCACAGUCACUGCCUGGAGAACAUUGUGGGAAGUGGUAUUCCACAAAAAUGAUUUUGAUUUAUUAGGUAUCUAAUUAUAAAUCUUUGUUAUUAAAGCUUUAGAAAAAACUUGUACACUUUAAUGUUUCUUUUUAGAAAAUUGCCACUGUACAUUGCAGAUAAUGAACUUUUGUUAAAUAUAAAUAAUUAUAAAUGAAGAAGUUAGCCACUUAUAUUGUGUUCCACCUCUGUCAUUGUGCGACUGCAGUGCGUCAAUGAAAGUAAAGCUAUGACUGUGAAUGAUGUGUUUAUCAUUCUUAUUGCUGAGGGAAGCUAGAUUGGUCUGGCUGAUAGUGUACUAAAUAUUGGACCAGUGUGGAGGUGGAAUUAAAUUACUUUAGUUUAUACACGUUAGUGCAUGCCAUGAGUGGCCAGAUGAUAUGUUUGUUCAUCAUACAAUGUUCCACUUCCCUUCAAAGGACUGGAUCAUUCAGUUGAAUCACAUUACUUGAAUGUUUGUGGCUUUUUUUUAUUAAUAAUAAAUCUUGAACUUUGGUGCUCAUACAAUUUAUUUUCAAAAAAAGUUGGCAAACUGCAUGAGUAGAUUUCAAGAUAUCCUUCUUUAGCUAAUGGCUACAAACUCAAUAAAGUACAGGAAACUACAUCCUA